This is a messenger RNA of Diabrotica balteata, 756 nucleotides long. NCBI's taxonomy places the organism in Eukaryota, Metazoa, Arthropoda, Insecta, Coleoptera, Chrysomelidae. The record is from the annotation of a GenBank genome assembly.
AUGAUCUCUAAGACUUUAACAACACUUUUUCUAGUUACCUACGUAGUAGCUGUUGAGGACAUUCCAACGUCAUAUGCUAAUUAUAAUGAUUACCAUAACACGGUAAAACACAUCCAAUCUGCAUAUGCAAAGAAAGCUGAACCAGUCCAAUACGCGUAUGCCCAGCCACAGCAGUACUCCAAACCAGAAGCACCCUCCAAAGUGUACUCAAGUCAUUUGUCUGGCUAUGGCGCUCAACCACUUACACUACACUCCAACUCAUUAUCUGCCAUAAAAUAUACUCAUUCGCAACAACCCUCCCAAGAACGGGACUACACUGUUGGCUUAGGUGCAUAUGGACAACAAGCAUCUUCUUUGGGUGGCUACGAACAAUACUCAGCAGAUUUAGGUUCCCAAAAUGUUCAGUACGCUGUUCCAACUCAAUCCGUUCAGUAUUCAGCACCCAAGCAGCAAAUUGUACAGUACGCAGCACCUCAACAGCCUCAAUAUAGUGGACAUAAAUAUGAAGAAGAAAAUACUCACCCCAAAUACGAAUUUUCCUACGGAGUAGAAGACCACCACUCUGGAGAUAUCCACUCCCACAAAGAAUCUCGUGAUGGUGACGUUACUCAAGGAGAAUACUCCCUUCAUGAACCCGACGGUACCGUCAGAACUGUCAAAUACCGCGUCGACAAACAUAGUGGUUUCCAAGCAGUAGUUGAAAAGUCUGGCCAUCCUCAACAACAAGCUCAACAAGCGAAGAACGCUUAUUAUUAA